AUGCUGUUUUCGCCACUUCGCGUCCUCACCCUGGCCCUGGCCGCGGCCGCCCCGCUGGUGGACGGUCGUGCUGCCGGCUCGCCUGGGUCAUCACUCCAGGCCCUUCUCCCCAGGCGCGUGCCAAGUAAGAAGUGGCCCGACGCAACCUGGGCCGCUGGCCCGGGCGACCCGCAGAAACAGGGAAACAAUAUCCGGGGUGCUGUGUUCACAGCCUUUUUUCCAGAUCUCCCCACGGGAUACAUCAGGUGCGGCCAGAGCUGGCAGACGGCCAACUUCGACGACAUGACGGCGCUCCUCACGCCGUGGCCGCUCGAGAGCGACCCCGAGUUCAGCACAAAGUUCACGUACCUGCCCCCAAGUUCGUGCACGCGGGUGGCGUGCUUCCGGACCUCGGGCGCCUACCUGUGCAACACGCUCAACCACACGCUCAUGCUCGAGACGGCCUUCAACCUGACCUGGGCGAUCAAGUCGUUCAAGCUCAUGCAGGCCCCGUCCGAGAGCACCCACCGGACCGACAUCCCGAGCGGGUGCUGCGACAACAUCGAGCGCAAUGUGUUUAAGCCGGGCUACUCGGGCGAGUGGCGGUCGACGGGACCCCUGGGCGUGCCGGGCUGGCUCGCCGUCCUCGGCUACGCCAACUGCAAUGACGACCGCAUGUCGCCCUACCCCGGCGGCGGGCCCGGCAAGUGGGACGGCGUCGGCAGCCCCUACAACGGCCGCUGUCACCAGCUGGAGCCCGGCAACUGGCCAAACACCGAGGGCGACACCCAGGGCGACUCUGGCUGCCGUUAUCCGGCCAAGGAGCCGCCCAUCGGCAGGGUGGGAGAUUGGGAGUGGUAG
Molecule: messenger RNA, 840 nt
Organism: Gaeumannomyces tritici R3-111a-1
Lineage: Eukaryota; Fungi; Ascomycota; Sordariomycetes; Magnaporthales; Magnaporthaceae
Exons: 2
Coding region: 1-840 (279 amino acids)
Source: RefSeq, a predicted model, not a curated record